AUGUCGACCAAGGGCGCGCUUAAAGCCGUACGAGCUGCUAUUGAUGCAAAGCAGUGGGAUGUUGCCGCCGAGAAGGCUCGCGACCUGCUGAAAGAUGAUGCGAAGAAUUACAAUGCAAACCUGUUCCUGGGCCUCGCAAGCGACAAAUUGCGCAAAGUGGAUGAGUCGGAAGCAGCAUAUCUAGCUGCAACUCGGAUCAAGCCUGAAGACCGCGCUGCUUGGCAGGGUUUGAUCGCUUUGUACGAGAAACAGGGCAGCCAGAAACUCGACGCCUACCACGAUGCGGUUCUCAAAUUCGGUCUGACACUUGUUGAUCGUGAUGAACCAGAACGUUGUCAAGAUGUGGUUAACAAUUACGCCAAGCUCGCUCGCAAGUCUGGCACCACAGCCCACCAGAAGAAGGCUCUGGAAUUACAACUUCCGACUUCUCCAUUGUACAGCUUCCUUGAGGGACGCCUUCUUCAUCCGUCCUUAACCUACCUCCGCUUGAUCGAGAUCACCGAACCGGAAGAAAAGGAAUACAUCAACCGUGAAAUCGGAGAGCGCAGAACCCGACUGGGAGCGCGGAUAGACCAAGUUACAAUGGAAGUUAAGAGGGAAGCGUUCAAGAGAAGCUCGCUGAAUGAACUCUAUGCCGGCCUGAUUCACUGGACGAACGAUGAUGCAGUUCGACGCCAGUACGAAGAAAAGCUCCUCCAACGAACAUACGAUGAACUCGAGGUUGCUCCUAUGAAAUCAAAGAGGACGAAACGGAAUGAGGUUAUCAAAGCAGCAGACGGAAUGGUUAUCAUCAAGCAUCCUUUUGAACUUGCGUGGAAGAUUGUGCUGGAGUGGAAGGAUAUUGACAACUAUUCGGAAUGGGAUGUAGGCGUUGUGCGAGAGUUCAUUGAAUUCUUUCCCGAGACGGGGCUCGCUAAAGUGUUGAAAGGCUUUCUAGCGAGUGAGCUCUCGCCUUUUCCCCAGGAAAAGACAGCAGAACAAGACCAAGAGGCGUCCGCUUCCAAGGACCCCGAAAGUCCGGAAGAAAGUGACAUGCCCGCUGAUAGGUUGAUCCUCAUGGUAGAAGGCCUUGAUUUGGCUCGUUCUUCAGUUAUUGCGCACCGGAUUAUGGCCGAUCUCUACCUGUCCAUGGGGGAGCAUCAGAGUGUGGUCGAGGUAGCUCGCAGGGGCCUGCUCAAUGUUAAAGAGCUUGGUUUCCUCACCACCAUGAACCUGACCAAGACAACUGAUGCUUUGAACAUCACACUCGCCAAUUCUUUGAUCCACUAUCAGUCUCCUCGACACCAUCCAGAGGCCAAAGCGAUUUUCGAGGGAGUCCUCGAGAGAAACCCAACUUCCACAAGCUGUCUCUUGGGUAUUGGACUUAUUUCAAAGGUCGACGAGGAUUUCCCAGAAGCUGUGGACUUCUUGCAGCGUGCCUUGUCGCGUGAUGCAUCGAACGUAUUGAUUCGCGGUGAACUUUCCUGGUGCAGGGCACUGACUGGUGACCUCGAGACGGGUCUUAAUGGCCUCCAGGACGCAUUAGAACGCCUCCAAGAGGAGAGAAUCCCAAACCAGGACUUCAAAGGCGAGCUUCUCUAUCGCAUCGGUUACUGCCAGUGGGAGCUAGACCCGUCCCCGGCUGCCAGAAAAGACCGCAACGGGGCAUACGCUAGCUUCCUUGCAUCUAUUAAAGCAAACAUGAACUUUGCCCCGGCAUACACGAGCCUAGGUUUCUUCUACGCCGACUAUAAGCGUGACAAGACUAGAGCACGUCGGUGUUUCCACAAAGCAUUUGAACUGUCGUCUUCAGAGAUUGAGGCAGGAGAAUGUCUUGCAAGAGGGUUCGCUGACCAAAAGGAAUGGGACCUUGUUGAAGCUAUUGCCCAGCGCGUAGUUGACUCAGGCCAUGCCAAACCGGCUCCUGGGUCAAAACGGAAGGGCUACAGUUGGCCAUAUGCCGCACUUGGUACAGUGCAGAUCAACAAGCAGCAAUACGCUAAGAGUAUCGUGUCAUUCCAAGCCGCUUUGCGAAUCGCACCUGGUGACUACCAUUCCUGGGUGGGUCUGGCGGAGAGCUAUCACCACUCUGGUCGAUAUGUCGCUGCGACCAAGGCUUUCGAACACGCGAAGGCAUUGGAAGACACACUGUCAAGCGAAGAAAGUGAGCAUAUCUGGUUUGCGAGAUACAUGUUGGCCAAUGUGAAACGCGAGCUUGGCGAGUACGACGCUGCCAUUACCAGCUAUGAGAAUAUUCUAAGCACAAGGCCCCAUGAUAUUGGCAACUCAAUUGCCUUACUUCAGACAUUAGCAGAGAGUUCGUGGAAGAGUCUGAACACGGGCUUGUUCAACACUGCCGCGGAACUUGCGGCGAAAACCAUUCACGUGGCUCACUCACUUGCAGAGGUUCGCAGUGAUAUUUUCAACUUGUGGAAAGCAGUAGGCGAUGCCUGUGCCAAUUUCUCUCACAUCAAAAAGAAAACAGAGAAAAUGCCUGUCUCUGCUUGCAAAGCUUUGUUGACUACUCAGCUUGAUCCUGCGGCGCUGGAUAUCAUGACUGAGCUUGAUGGAAUGGGCCAAGGAUGGCUCGAGUCUAGCGAGACCGAUGUUUCAUCAGACACUUGCAUCUACAUGGCCAUUCUUGCAUACAAACGCGCAAUCCAUGUUUCUGCCAAUGAUCAACAUGCCCAGGCUGUUGGAUGGUACAAUCUUGGUUGGGCUGAAUUUCGUGCAUACCGAAGUGUGAAGCCAGAGGCUGGAAACAACGGCAAGAGGCCCCGUAAGUUCCUCAAGACGGCAAUGCGGUGUUUCAAAAGAGCAAUUGAGCUUGAAGCCGGAAACUCAGAGUUUUGGAACUCGCUUGGUGUGGUCACGACAAGCUUGAGUCCCAAGGUUGCUCAGCAUGCGUUCAUCCGUAGCUUGCACUUGAACGACCGAAGCGCGCAAGUGUGGACCAAUCUGGGUGCGCUCUAUCUUCUACACAACGACAUUCAACUCGCGAAUGAGGCGUUCACUCGUGCCCAGUCUACUGAUCCGGACUACUCCCAAGCAUGGGUUGGCCAGGGAUUCCUCGCACUUCUCUACGGGGAUAAGAAGGAAGCACGUGGUCUCUUUGCACAUGCAUUUGACAUCUCUGGCUCGUCCGAUGUGCUUCCCAAGCGCCAAUACUCCUUGACUCUGUUCGACCAUCUUCUGUCGGACUCUUCUGCUUCCAACGAAGUGUCUCAAUUAAUCCAGCCGUUCUUUGCGCUUCAUCAACUUUGCAUCCAGGAUCCCUUUGAUCUGCCUUUCAUGCAUGUAUCUGCUCUGCUGGCUGAGAGAAUGGGCGAGGCAGCUGAUGCUGAGUCUAGCCUGGAAGUUGUUUGCGCAGGCAUGGAAGCUGAGUACGAUGAAUCGGAGUCUGUGUCCUCGUUGUCAAAGUUUGCGCAGGCCAAUGCAGAUUUCGCGCGCGUUCUUCUUGCACGCCACGAGUAUGUACAAGCGAUAGAGAAGGCUGAGACUGCGCUCUCACUCUCAGGCGAGGAAGAUGCCAAUCAGUUCGACUCUGAAGCUUGCACCAAGCUUCGCCUGUCAGCGCACUUGACUGCUGGUUUGGCGUACUACUUCACAAAGUCAAUGGAUAGCGCCAUCGAUAUGUUCCGUGAUGCUCUUCAGGAAGCUAACAACGCCCCUGAUGUCGUUUGUCUCCUUGCUCAAGUUCUUUGGGCAAAGGGUGGACAGGAAGAAAGAUCAGUUGCUCGCCAGCAGCUUUUCGACUGUAUUGAGAGCCACCCAGACCAUAUCGGCGCCAUCACCCUCCUCGGAGCCAUUGCUCUGAUGGAUGAGGACAAGGAUGUGAUUGAAGCAGUUGAGUCUGAUCUCCAUAGUAUGGUCACUCGCGAUGACAUCGAUAUCCAUGACCGAGCCAAGCUUCUGAAGCUUCUGGCUGCGAUUUCUGCGAAGGGAUUGAACGAGGAUGCUGUCCUUCCCGAAGACUUGCGACAGAUCAAAGAAGCUACCGGAGCCAUCAUGUUGUCCCCUGGCCAGCCACAAGGCUGGUUGGAGCUAUCUGCCGCGUCAACGUCUCCAUACCCCGCCGAAAUGGCCAUCAAUCGGGCUGUGCGUUGCGUGCCUCCUCAUGGCAAUCUCGACGCAACCGACCUUAGCCAAGCGUAUGCCGAGACUGGCAAGGCUGGGGAUGCUUUUAGAUCAAUCAUGGUUGCACCGUGGAAACGUGAUGGCUGGGAAGGUUUGGACUAUGCCUUGACUACUUCAGCCUGA
Messenger RNA from Penicillium pulvis, 4239 nucleotides. RefSeq names its product SKI complex subunit tetratricopeptide repeat protein SKI3. Gene Ontology annotation, molecular function: protein binding. Gene Ontology annotation, cellular component: Ski complex. The record is from RefSeq and is a predicted model, not a curated record. The transcript is spliced from 3 exons. Bases 1 to 4239 code for a protein of 1412 amino acids. NCBI's taxonomy places the organism in Eukaryota, Fungi, Ascomycota, Eurotiomycetes, Eurotiales, Aspergillaceae.